AUGUCUCCGUCCGUCGCCGACAGGCCCGGGAACUCGCCGGUUCCCUUCAUAAUCAACGGCAAGGACGUCCACCCGGAAAGGACAUUCGAUGUGGUGUCGCCGGCAACCGGCAAGGUAAUCCAUGCGGCCGCCAGCGCCAGCGAGGCCGAUGUCCGCGCAGCCGUCGACUCGGCCGCCGCAGCCUUCCAAAAGUGGAAGACAGCACUGCCGAAGACUCGCCGCGACAUCCUACUCAAGGCCGCCGACGUCAUGCUGGCGAGGAACGAUGAGCUCCGCGACUACAUGUCUGCCGAGACGGGCUGCCCGCACAAGUGGAGCAACCGGAACCUCGAGAUCGGCCGUGACUUUCUCAUUGACGUUGCCGGUCGGCUGAGUGGCCUCGAGGGCAGCAUGGCCACGCCUGAACAUGCUGACUCGGGCGCCAUGGUUCUCAAGGAGCCCUUUGGUGUUACUCUUGCUAUUGCCCCUUGGAACGCUCCCUACAUCCUCGGCGUCCGCUCCGUCCUUUUCCCGCUCGCCGCAGGCAACACCGUCAUUCUCAAGGGUUCCGAACUGUGCCCGCGCACCAUGUGGGGGAUAUGUUCCGUGUUCCAGGAGGCCGGCCUCCCCGACGGCGUGUUGAACCUGCUCUUCCACGAGCCCGCCAACGCAGCCGCCAUCACCCAACAACUCAUCACACACCCAGAGAUCAAAAAGAUCAACUUCACCGGCAGCACGGGCGUAGGCCGCAUCAUCGGGCGACUCGCAGGCGAGCAGCUCAAGCCAGUCCUCCUCGAGCUAGGCGGCAAGGCCCCCGCCAUCGUAUGGGAAGACGCCGACCUAGACAACGCCGCAACCCACGUCGCCACCGGCGCCUUCCUCAACUCCGGCCAAAUCUGCAUGUCCACCGAGCGCGUCCUCGUACACAAGAGCGUGCACGCCGAAUUCGGCACCAAACUAACCGCCGCCAUCGACCGCAUCUUCGGCGGCGCACAAAGCGACCCCCUCGUGCUUAUCAACGCCGUCAGCGUCUCCAAAAACAAAAAACUCCUCCACGACGCCGUCGCCAAGGGCGCCACCCUCCUCUACGGCGACGCCAACGCCCAAGAAUCCUCCGACACCCGCAUGCGACCCGUCGUCGUCAGCGGCGUCACGCCCGAAAUGGACAUCUACCGGCUCGAGAGUUUCGGCCCGACGGUCUCGCUGCUGGAGAUUGAGACGGAGGAGGAAGCGUUGCGGAUUGCCAACGAUACCGAGUAUGGAUUGUCGUCGGCUGUGUUUACGGAGGAUUUGCGUCGGGGAUUGAGGUUUGCGCGUGGCAUUGAGACGGGUGCUGUGCAUAUUAAUAGUAUGUCGGUGCAUGACGAGUCGGCGCUGCCGCAUGGGGGGGCGAAGUCGUCGGGGUAUGGGCGGUUUAAUACGGCUGUGGGGUUGGAGGAGUGGGUGAGGACGAAGACGGUUACGUUUAAGUGGUAG
Molecule: messenger RNA, 1455 nt
Organism: Dichotomopilus funicola
Lineage: Eukaryota; Fungi; Ascomycota; Sordariomycetes; Sordariales; Chaetomiaceae
Product: aldehyde dehydrogenase domain-containing protein
Exons: 2
Coding region: 1-1455 (484 amino acids)
Biological process (GO): GABA catabolic process
Molecular function (GO): succinate-semialdehyde dehydrogenase (NAD+) activity
Source: RefSeq, a predicted model, not a curated record